Messenger RNA from Xenopus tropicalis (tropical clawed frog), 768 nucleotides. It is a transcript of the gene or5ar19, whose product is annotated as olfactory receptor family 5 subfamily AR member 19. Bases 1 to 768 code for a protein of 255 amino acids. NCBI's taxonomy places the organism in Eukaryota, Metazoa, Chordata, Amphibia, Anura, Pipidae. Gene Ontology annotation, biological process: detection of chemical stimulus involved in sensory perception of smell; G protein-coupled receptor signaling pathway; signal transduction. Gene Ontology annotation, molecular function: olfactory receptor activity; G protein-coupled receptor activity. Gene Ontology annotation, cellular component: plasma membrane; membrane. The transcript is spliced from 2 exons. The record is from RefSeq and is a predicted model, not a curated record.
AUGGAAAACCAAACAAUAGAGUACACGUUGGUUCUCACUGGUCUGUCUGAUCUUCCGAGUCUACAAGUUCCUCUGUUCCUGGUGUUUCUUCUCGUCUAUCUUUUCACACUGACUGUCAACCUUCUCAUCCUUCUCCUGAUCUUCACUGAUUCCCAUCUUCACACCCCCAUGUACUUCUUCCUUGGAACCCUGGCAUGUCUGGAUAUGAGUUACUCCUCAGUCACUGCCCCAAGAAUGCUCUUUGAUUUACUCACAGGUAGAGGGGACAUUUCUGUUCCAGCUUGUAUAACUCAGAUCUACUUCUUAAUUUUUUUUGCUACAUCAGAGGUAUCUGUGCUGGCAGUGAUGUCCUGUGACAGAUACAUUGCCAUCUGCCGCCCUCUUCACUACAUGCAGAUAAUGAGCCAGAAAGCUUGUGUUCAGCUUGUAUCAAUCACGUUGGUGCUCAGUGCAAUUUAUACCUUGCUGCACAUUCUUGUUUUAACCAAACUGACAUUUUGCAGGUCAGAAGCUUUGCAAAGUUUCUUUUGUGACCUGCCCCAGUUGCUUCAGGUCUCCUGUAGUGACACAUUCAUCAAUGUAUUGCUCAUAUUACUCUUUGGGGCAUUGUUUGGUGGUGUCCUCCCAAAUUCAAAGUAUCAUGUUAUAGAGGACAAAGUAUCAUCUGUAUUUUAUGUAAUUUUAAUGCCCUGUUUAAAUCCCGUGAUCUACAGCCUGAGGAACCAGGAACUCAAAACAUCACUAAGAAGAGCUUUACACAGAAUGUAG